Molecule: messenger RNA, 1749 nt
Organism: Botrytis fragariae
Lineage: Eukaryota; Fungi; Ascomycota; Leotiomycetes; Helotiales; Sclerotiniaceae
Product: putative carboxylesterase protein
Exons: 4
Coding region: 1-1749 (582 amino acids)
Molecular function (GO): carboxylic ester hydrolase activity
Source: RefSeq, a predicted model, not a curated record
AUGAAGCUCUCAAUAUUGUCGAUCUCUGCCAUUGCAGUGUCUGCAAAUGCUUCCGCUCUUUUGGAGAGCCGUCAAUCGAAUUGGACCGUCGGACAAACUGUUCAGACAAGCAGUGGACCAGUCGAUGGGCAUCCUAGUCUAAACAACUCGCAAGUUUCCGAGUACCUAGGUAUUCCAUUUGCCAAACCACCUGUCGGGGACUUGAGAUUUGCUGCACCAGUUGCAUACAAUGGUACUACGACUAUCAAUGGUACUAACUUUGGCUACACAUGUCCCGCACAAACUACCACUUACAAUGCUACCGUCAUCGCACAAUCAGAUGUUACUUCAACAGGAUUGGGAAUAUUGAGUCUACUUGGAGGCUUGACCGCACAAAGCGAGGAUUGCUUGACCUUGAACGUGUGGACGAAACCACAAACCGGCGAUUCGAAGAAGGCCGUAUUAAUGUGGAUUUAUGGAGGCGCGUUCAGUAGUGGAGCUUCUGCCACCCCCGCAUACAUCGGACAAUACAUUGUGGAACAAGAAGACGUAAUUGUGGUAACCUUCAAUUACCGACUAAAUAUUUUUGGGUUUUCUGGAAGCCCCGAUAGUCCUGCCAAUGUCGGACUCCUAGAUCAGAGAUUGGCCGUCGAGUGGGUUCGUGAUAACAUUGAGAAUUUUGGUGGCGAUGCAUCCCGUAUAACUCUGUUUGGACAAAGUGCCGGUUCAGCAUCGGUCGAUCUCUACAACUAUGCUUGGGUGCAAGACCCCAUUGUUGCUGGUUUCAUCCAAGAGUCUGGCACAGCACAGAGUUGGGGUAUGCCAAGUACAGCUGAAUAUGUCGCCACAGCCUGGUAUAAUGUGAGCGAAGCUUUGGGAUGUGGCGGCGCAUCCGCUAGUAACGUUACUAGUUGUAUGCGUACGAAAAACACAACGGAAAUACUCAGCGGGAUAUCGGUCACCACCGAUUCCCCUGGAUCUUUUGGUAUAUUAGGAAGCUUUUUGCCUACCGUCGACGAGAUUGUCGUAUUCUCCAACUACACUGAACGCUCCUUAGCCGGCAACUUCACAAGUAAGCCCCUAUUGAUUGGAAGCAAUGAUGAUGAAGCCGUUCUAUUCGUCACCGCAAAUGCGCUUCAAGGAGUCAGUACUUCCGAUGCAGCUGCGCAAGUUAUCAAUCUAAUUGGGUUCACUUGCCCAAGUGGUUAUCGCGCAAAUUACUCAACUCAAGCCAAUGUCAACACCUGGCGUUAUCGCUACUUUGGCUCCUUUCCCAAUACGAUGAUUGUUCCUAAUGCUGGUGCAUGGCAUGCCGCCGAAAUCCCCCUUCUUUUUGAUACAAACCUUGCCAACCCACCUGAGACAACCGAACAGAUAGCAAUCGGAAAAUACAUGCGUGGCGCAUGGGCUGCGUUCGCCAAGAAUCCUGAAAAUGGCUUGACUACCUACGGAUGGCCAAAAUACGACGCUGCAGAGGAUACGCUCAUUAGAUUGGCAUACAAUAAUCAGACUGGCACAAACGCUGCAAACCCAUCGUUAUACGAUGCGAAUUGUCCUACAACACCCGUUUUUAGCAUGAGUAUGGAUAACGCAACGUCAACUUCGACAGGGACUUCGACAAGCAGCUCGAGCUUAGGCUCCGCACCCUCAACUGUAACAACUUCCGAUGGAAUAAGUUUGGAAUCUGGGGUUUUGGGCCUGGUAUUGGCAGUGAUAAUAGGAUCGCAUUUCUUAUUGAAGGAGAUAAGAGCAAGUUUAAUCUUUCUUUAA